CAACCUGCCAGAUGGAUUAAAAAGUGCCACUUCAUUUUUCAGCACAUAAACACACAUAUUUAACCACAAGCACACCUCAGAGAGGAGACCGGAUACCAAACUAAGGAUUUUAUCAGCACUGCCUGUACAAGGAGUCAUGACCAAGGAGAUUGAGGCUCUCAUGGUACAACAGAACGAGAGUUUCAGCCACAUACGCACAUACGAAAGUUACGUUAUGGACUACUGGACCAACAUGGACAGCGGUAACCUCAGUAAAACUAAACCCAGACUGGCUUCAGAUGAAGAUCUGGCUACUCUAAACCUUCUCUAUGAUGCCUGCAAGCCUUCAAAAGAGCAGAAGAUGACAUCAUGUGCCCGUGAGAGCAGCAUUUACAAAUCAAUGGAGAGGACGGCAAACAGCUCUUCCCCUGAACUUGCCCCGCUGGAGAACGCUCACAUCAUGAAGUUCCUUUCAGAAAACAUGUCCUUCAACCCCUCAAAGCCUAGCACUGACAGCUACACAACAGACAACUAUGAUAAGCAAGUCAACCUGAACAACAUCUUCGACUCUCUCCUGCCUCAACCGUCGCAGAAAUCAUGGCAAUCGGAUCAAACCUUUCUGGAGGCCACACCUGAGGUCCGCAUUUAUCAUAUUGGCCACAAUGGAUUUGGGGGACAGACAAGCCCUGUUUACUCAGAUUCCUACUCUUCUCCAGGAAGAUACAGGAAUGAUUUCCAAUUCCUUCUCGGUGCCCCACAAGCUUCCCAGCACAAGACGACAGAAAUCCCCAUGGUUUACCUCAACAAGGGCCAGUUUUACCCAAUUACACUGCAGGGGGUCGACAGCACUGCUGGUGUGCCAUGCAGCAAAGUAAAAACGGUGAUCAUGGCAGUGUUUGAGAAUGACAAGAGUCCUGAGAUGCAGUUGAAGUACUGGAACCACUGGCACGCUCGACAGCCUACCGUUAAACAAAGAGUCAUUGAUAUCGCUGACUACAAGGAAGUUUUCAGUGGAGUGAGUAACGUGGAAGAAGUUGCUUUCAAUGCGCUGUCCUUCAUCUGGAACACCAAUGAAGAAGCGAAGGUGCACAUUGGCAUCAAUUCACUGAGCACUGACUUCUCCUCGCAGAAGGGAGUUAAGGGUCUUCCUCUGAAUCUUCAGAUAGAUACGUAUGAUUUCAGUUCCGGGAACAACCGUCUCAUUCACCGAGCUGUUUGUCAAGUCAAGAUCUUCUGCGAUAAGGGGGCAGAGAGGAAGAUGAGAGAUGAGGAGAGGAAGAGAAGCAAGAGGAGAACCAAGAACACUGCAGACUCCAGCAAUAACAAUUGUAAACAGGCCCUAGUCUCCAGCUCUGUCGGAAAGGACUCGACUUACUUUAAAACUCUAGACGAUCACGUCACUCAGCCGGUUUUAUUUAUUCCAGAGAUGCACUUCAGCACAAUGCAGCGCUGUGGCCUGGUACCCCCUGUUAGCCUGGAGGAAAGUGACAGGUCAUCGCUGAAACGUUACGCAGACGCCAAUGAGCAGAGCAGCUCCCCGCCAUGCAAACAACCCCGCAGAGACGAGCAGAGAGGUAGGGGAGAAGUAUCUAAUCAAAUUAGGGAUGCAGGAAUCUUUCAACCCCACAGUGUUUUGAUAGUAAACUCUUUUUUCCCCGCAGUCCUCCUGUACGUCAGACGAGAAUCUGAGGAAGUAUUUGAUGCCCUCAUGCUGAACACGCCAAACCUCAAGGGCCUUAAAGAAGCGAUUUCAGAAAAGUAUGGCAUGCAAGAAGACACCAUUGGGAAAAUUUUCAAGAAGUGCAAAAGAGGGAUCUUUGUAAACAUGGACGACAACAUCAUCGAGCAUUACAGCAACCACUCUGCCUUCCUCAUAGAGAUCAGUGAAGUCAUCGUUAACCACUACCAGGUCACACUUAUGGAGUUAUAGAUGACAUCAUCUACUAACGACACCUGGUGCUGCUGGCAGCCUCUCCAUCAAAAAAGCAGGACAGCGAGCCACUUUGCUACAGCCUGCCAGCUAUAACAUUUUCACUGAUAUCACUGCUGACCUGUGUAAAUAUCAUUUACCUCGUUUGUACCUUUUUAUUAUUUUAUCAACAAUUAUUUUAUAACGUGAGCAAUUACGAUCAAUAAGGUACAUGAUCUCUGUAAAUAUUGUAAAUAGACGUAAUUAUGAUAAUGUCGCGUGAUGAUAUGGUUUUAAAAGAGUAAUAUGUUAUUAUUUCAAUGAUGAACUUGCCUUUUUUUUUGGAGCUGACUCUUUGCUGCUUAUAAUAGGCCCAUCAUUUCCAGGACAGGAUGUGACGCGUUCGUAUCGCUUUUUGCUCUGAUGGUGGUUUGCAUGUUUAUCAGUCUUGCCAUGUGUUACUUCAGCAUACUUCCAGUCAGGGUGCUGUAACUAUCAGCCUUUUAGUUUCACAUCUAAAACACUCCACAGACACAAGAGUAUUUUAGACUUUAGUCGCACAUUUCCACCCUCAAAGAGCCGCAUGUCUGUCAGUGUUUCGAUCAUCACAUUUUAAAAACUGGCUCCACGCAUUUCGAAUCUGUGUGGCUGUAACGGUUGUCAGGACAACCAGUCCCUUUGUCCUCCAACAUUUAGACGAAAAAAGUUCGGAUGAACCACUGCAACAUCGAACUUGCCCCAAUAUCAGCUGAAAUAAUGGUGACUUUUCAUUGUGUGUGUUUUGCUUCACAAAACUUGUACAUUUCAAAUGCUUUGUAUUGCUGUCAAACAAUAUUGAUAUACUAAAGCUGUGUUUUCCCUUUUUUACUGCCUCUGCUUUUGUAAGGAAAAUAAAAACAAAAUUACUUUA
Molecule: messenger RNA, 2798 nt
Organism: Danio rerio (zebrafish)
Lineage: Eukaryota; Metazoa; Chordata; Actinopteri; Cypriniformes; Danionidae
Source: RefSeq, a predicted model, not a curated record